Molecule: messenger RNA, 1023 nt
Organism: Paramisgurnus dabryanus
Lineage: Eukaryota; Metazoa; Chordata; Actinopteri; Cypriniformes; Cobitidae
Product: trace amine-associated receptor 13c-like
Biological process (GO): G protein-coupled receptor signaling pathway
Cellular component (GO): membrane
Molecular function (GO): trace-amine receptor activity
Source: RefSeq, a predicted model, not a curated record
AUGACCCCAAGAGCGCAGAGACAACUCAUUAAAGAGGUCACAAAAGACCCCACAACAACAUCUAAAGAACUGCAGGCCUCCCUUGCCUCAGUUAAGAACCUGGAAGACUUUGGCUGUGAUAAAUGGAACCAUGAAUUCUGCUGUCUACCAAAAAUCCUGAAGGACAAUGUCCGGCCAAUUGUUUUAUGGACUGUGUUUCUGAAUCUGCUGGUGAUCAUCUCCAUCUAUCACUUUAAGAAGCUUCACACUCCAACCAACAUGCUCAUUCUCUCUCUGGCUGUGGCAGACCUGCUCGUAGGACUUAUUGUCAUGCCCUUGGAGGCGAUUAGGUUUAUUGAAACAUGUUGGUACUUUGGGGACACUAUAUGUAGACUGUUUUUAAUAAUCAUGGGAUUGCUCCUCAAUACAUCUCUGAGUAAUUUAGUUUUUAUAGCUGUUGACCGUUAUGUGGCUGUGUGUCACCCUCUGCUGUACCCUCAGAAAAUAACAACAACUAGAACAAUAAUUAUAAUCUGUGUUUCCUGGUUUUGCUCUUUAUUUUAUACCAUUUCAGCUUUAACUACCUCACGAAGUAAAUACACAUGUUAUGGAGAAUGUACAGUUAUCGUUACUUUUGUCUGGAAAAUCACUGACGUGUUUCUGUCUUUCCUGCUUCCCUGUACCAUCAUUAUAACUUUAUAUUUGAGAAUCUUUUAUGUCGCACAUCAUCAAGUGAAAGUUAUAAACUCUCUGAUGAGGAGUGGAAAACAUCUAACAGAAGGUUCAGUGAGGAGGAAAUCUGAGAGAAAAGCCGCUCUGACAUUAGGAAUCAUUGUGACGGUUUAUCUGUUUAGCUGGAUUCCCUAUUAUACCUUAACUCUAUCACCAAACACAAGCUUGACUUCUGUUAUAGCCUAUUUUAUAAUGUGGAUGUUGUAUAUAAAUUCAGGUCUGAAUCCUCUUAUCUAUGCUAUAUUUUACCCCUGGUUUAGAACAUCAGUUAAACACAUCCUAAAUCUAUCCAAAAUAUUUAACACAGCAUAA